This is a messenger RNA of Alternaria atra, 1170 nucleotides long. RefSeq lists its product as uncharacterized. The coding region runs from base 1 to 1170 and encodes 389 amino acids. The transcript is spliced from 3 exons. The record is from RefSeq and is a predicted model, not a curated record. Gene Ontology annotation, molecular function: zinc ion binding; glutaminyl-peptide cyclotransferase activity. Lineage: Eukaryota; Fungi; Ascomycota; Dothideomycetes; Pleosporales; Pleosporaceae.
AUGUUGUUCGCAUCUGCGCUGCUGUCGCUCAUUUCCUUCCUCUCCUUUGCAUCCGCUUACAAAGGCCUCGAGGACGAGACUCUCAAGCACCUACCUGGACCGGGCGAUGAUUUUGAUAUAAAGAAAGGCUCGUUGCUGGCGCCUAUAUUGAUCCCCAGAGUCUCUGGGACAGAAGGCAACGCUGCCGUCCGCCAACACUUUAUAGACUUCUUCAAGUCGCAGUUGCCGGAAUGGAGGAUAGAGAUGCAUAACUCGACGUCGACGACGCCGGUGAGCAAGGGAAAGGAAGUGCCUUUUGUCAACAUUAUCGCGACGCGUGACCCCCCGGGUGGCUCGGAGGGGGACGUCUCGAGGUUGGCCCUGGUCGCGCAUUACGACAGCAAGUAUACGCCCAAGGGCUUCAUCGGAGCGGUUGAUAGUGCGGCCCCAUGCGCCAUGAUUUUGCAUGUCGCCCGCAGUAUCGAUGCGGCGUUGACCAAGAAGUGGGCUGCCGCUGAUCCAGACGACUUUGACGUGGAGCACAAAGGUUUGCAGAUACUGUUGCUGGACGGCGAGGAGGCUUUCAAGAGCUGGACCGACAGCGACAGUCUCUACGGCGCGCGAGCUCUCGCUGAAGAUUGGGAGUCGACUUUCCACGCCGCAUCAUCGAUUUACCGCACCCCACUCGAUUCGAUCGACUUGUUCCUCUUGCUCGACCUUCUGGGGUCCAAGGGCCCCCAGGUACCUUCGUAUUUCAAGACUACACACUGGGCAUAUAAGCACAUGGCAACUGCUGAGGCACGCCUGCAGAAGCUAGGCUUGAUGAAAUCUUCCCCGAACCACGAGUCGAAGAUGGCAAAGCGCAAAGACAAGAAGCCUCGCGCAGAACGCCCAUUUCUACCCGAUGCAAACAAACAAAACGAUGCAUUUAUGGGCGGCUUCGUACAGGACGACCACGUCCCUUUCAUGGCUCGGGGCGUGGAGAUCCUGCAUAUGAUCCCUACGCCCUUCCCAAGAGUGUGGCAUACGAUCGAAGAUGACGGAGAGCACUUGGACAUGGACACGGUAGAGGACUGGACGAAGCUGGUCAUGGCGUUCACUGCAGAGUGGAUGGAGCUUGAAGGUUUUUUCGACUUCAAAGCUGAAAAGCGGAAGGUAGAUGCCGAGAAGUCGGAAUUUGAGAUACCCUAG